UUACAAGUGAUAAUCUGCAUGUUGCCCUUGAGGCUAACAAUAGCAACAACAAACAAUUUCCAGUCAGUCGUAGGUGGCAGUGAGGCAGCAUGAUGAAUCAUGGAGAGGAGGGAACAAGGAGUGGACAGUAGAGAGGGGGACGGGUGCAGGGAGGGUGUUAGUUUAGAAGAUGCUCUCUGAAGAGCAGGGUCUUCAGGAGUUUCUUGAAAGUCAAAAAGGAAACCCCUGUUCUGGUAGUGCUUGGUAGGUCAUUCCACAUUUGUGGAACGAUGCAUGAGAAGAGUCUGGAUAGUCCUGAGCGUGGUGUAGGCACUGCUAGCCGACGGUCCUGUGAUGACCGGAGCGGCCGGGCCGCGACGUAAGCCUGGUUGUAUGUUGUGAGUGGGUCCAGAUGUUGAUGCGGUUCUCCUCUAAAUGCUCCUCAGGUGAAGCUGCUGCCUUUCAGCAUGAAAAACCAAACAGGAAGUCAAAUCUGCUUCUCUGGGCUCUGCUGGCUGCUGCUCUCAUCAUUGUCUACAGACUCGCUUUUGAUAAAAUUAGAACCAACAAAACUCUCCAAACCCUGAAGGAGGAGAAUGAAGCUCUGAGAAAACACAUCUCAGAUCACUUUUGUCUGAAGUUGGACAGAAACUGGGAGAAACAUGGAGACAAGUGUUAUUAUUUCAGUAACAUUAGCUUAUCCUGGAAAGGGAGCAGAAGUUUCUGUGAGGAUCUGGGAGCAGACCUGGUGAAGAUCGACAGCAGAGAGGAGCAGGAGUUCCUGGUGGAGAAAGUGAAAAACUUUGUGAUGGAUACUAUUUUGGGAAGUUUCUGGAUCGGACUGACAGACUCAGAGGUAGAAGGCAACUGGACCUGGGUGGACGGAUCUCCACUGGACAGCAGAAUGAAGUUUUGGUUAGAAGGAGAGCCCAAUAAUGCUUCAGGACGCAGUGUAUCUGGAGAGGACUGUGUGGCGAUUGUGAAGAGAGGAGUUGAAGAUCUGAACACCUGGAAUGAUGACACCUGUAGCUUUGCUCAUAAAAGUAUCUGUGAGAAACCAGCAGGAACUGGACCGAGUUCAUCUGCUUGUGGCUGAAGUUCAGUUCAGUCUCUGGAACAACCUGAGUCCAACAUCCAGGAGGAGCAGAGAUGAUGUUUGUAGAAAGUUCAUCUCACAAACAGCUGAAGCUUCAUUUUAAAUGUGUGGAAGAGAAAAAUUGUAUAUUUUCUCACAUUUUCUUUUUUCUUCUUUAGAUAAAAUACAAAAGCCUAACCCAUAAAUAAAAAAAAACAUUCAAUCAUAAA
Messenger RNA from Nothobranchius furzeri (turquoise killifish), 1284 nucleotides. RefSeq names its product C-type lectin domain family 4 member E. The record is from RefSeq and is a predicted model, not a curated record. Lineage: Eukaryota; Metazoa; Chordata; Actinopteri; Cyprinodontiformes; Nothobranchiidae.